UCACCGAACAACUGUUAGUCUACGAUUGUGUCCGAGUUACCUUACGCGAUGGGCUUCAAAUCCGUACUGUUGGCGGCGACCUUGGUCGCCACCUUGGCCGUUGCUCUGUCCGAGCGAGCUCGCUUCGAUAACUACCGUCUGUACCGGAUCCAGGUCGGAACGAUCGAACAGCUGGAAGUUCUGCAAGCAGUCGAACAGCUUGGUGAAGGGUACAGCUUCUGGAGUGCGCCCGUGAACGUGGACAGUGAAGUAGAGCUGGUUGUGCCUCCGCAUAAGUUUGGAGAAUUUGGGGAGUUGGUUGAACGUUAUGAGCUGGAAGUGGAACUGAGUGUUUCGGAUUUGGAGCAGCUGUUUGAGCAUGAACGAAGGAGGAGCACUAAGGAGGCAUUCGGCUGGAACGCGUACUACACACUGGAGGAGAUUUAUGCCUGGAUGGAUGACCUGGUGGCUCGGUAUCCGAAUGUUCUGACUUCGGUUGUGGGAGGACAGUCACAUGAGGGUCGUGAAAUUCGAGGUGUCAAAGUUUCCUACAACGAAGGUAAUCCGGGAGUGUUCAUGGAGGGAACGAUCCAUGCCCGCGAAUGGAUCAGUGGAGCAACGUUGACCUGGAUCCUGAACGAGUUGCUCACUUCGAGUAAUGAGCAAGUGCGUAAGAUUGCAGAGAACUACGAUUGGUACUUCUUCCCGAUUACCAACCCGGAUGGCUAUGUGUAUACGCACACGACUAACCGACAGUGGAGGAAGACCCGCAAGCCACACAACAUUUUGUGUGUAGGAGCCGAUGCCAACAGAAACUGGGCGUACAACUUCAUGCAGGGUGGUGCUUCGAACGUUCCGUGCUCGGAUACCUUCGCUGGACCAGAACCGUUUUCUGAAGAAGAAACUCGUACGCUAUCGGCUUACUUUACGUCUGUUCAGCCCAAGAUCAGCACGUAUCUGUCCUUCCACGCUUACUCGCAGCUGUUGCUUCUGCCAUACGGACACACUACCGAACCACUAGAUAACUAUGAUGAGAUUAUGGACAUCGGCAGACUGGCAAUUGCCAAGCUGAGCGAACGACACGGAACGCAGUACAAAAUCGGAAACAUUGCUGAAGCCAUCUACGUAGCCUCCGGUGGCAGCAUCGAUUGGAUCAAGGGUGUCUACAAGACUCCGAUCGUGCUGUGCUACGAGCUGCGAGACACUGGACGUUACGGAUUCGUACUGCCACCCGAUCAAAUCGUUCCCAACUCGGAGGAAACCUUGGACUCUAUAAUCGUGAUUCUGGAGGAAGGUGAAAAACGCGGACUUCACUCGCUAUAAUAGACGCGUGUGUUCAAAGAAAAUCUCUAAUGUUGUGUUAUAGGUAGCGCUCUUGCAAUAAAAAAAAACAUCAAUAAUCUA
Molecule: messenger RNA, 1383 nt
Organism: Aedes albopictus (Asian tiger mosquito)
Lineage: Eukaryota; Metazoa; Arthropoda; Insecta; Diptera; Culicidae
Product: zinc carboxypeptidase-like
Exons: 3
Coding region: 49-1302 (417 amino acids)
Biological process (GO): proteolysis
Molecular function (GO): metallocarboxypeptidase activity; zinc ion binding
Source: RefSeq, a predicted model, not a curated record